Molecule: messenger RNA, 1895 nt
Organism: Bufo gargarizans (Asiatic toad)
Lineage: Eukaryota; Metazoa; Chordata; Amphibia; Anura; Bufonidae
Product: zinc finger protein OZF-like
Exons: 2
Coding region: 56-1330 (424 amino acids)
Source: RefSeq, a predicted model, not a curated record
CAUUCCAGGAGAUGUCACCACAGAGGACCUGAAUACGAAUUCUGAUGGAAAGUUCAUGUUAUCACUGAAUAUUAAAGCAGAAGAGGAAGAUAUCAUGCAGCACUUUUCAGGAGAAAACCUUAUUUCCUUUAAUGUACAUUCCGGACUUUACAGUACCGAUCUGUCAUAUAAUUCCACUAAUUAUGACGAACCUUGUCCUGAUAAAUCACACAUUGCUACCCUAAGUAGAGGUCAGAAAGAGUGUAAAUGGUUUACUACUGUGAAACCUUUCUCAAGGCUUUCAAUACAUAGCAGAAUUCACACAGGGGAGAAACCAUGCUCCUGUUCAGAAUGUGAAAAUUGUUUUACCCAGAAAUCGCAUUUUGUUAAACAUGAGAAGUGUCACACAGGAGAGAGACCAUAUUUAUGUUCACAAUGUGGGAAAUGUUUUACACAAAAAUCAAGUCUUGUUAUACAUCAGAGAAGUCAUACAGGAGAUAAGCCAUAUUCAUGUUCAGAAUGUGGUAAGUGUUUUACAUGUAAAUCAUAUCUUGUUAAACAUGGGAGAACUCACACAGGAGAAAAGCCGUAUUCGUGUUCAGAAUGUGGAAAAUGUUUUACAGGUAAAUCAAGUUUUGUUAACCAUGGCAGAAUUCACACAGGAGAGAAGCCAUAUUCGUGUUCAGAAUGUGGGAAAAGUUUUACACAAAAAUCAGUUCUUGUUAGACAUGAGAGACGUCACACAGGAGAAAAGCCAUAUUCAUGUUCAGAAUGUGGGAAAUGUUUUACAGAUAAAUCAACUGUUACUAUACAUAUGAGAAGUCACACAGGAGAGAAGCCGUAUUCAUGUUCAGAAUGUGGGAGACGUUUUGCAGAUAAAUCAACUCUUAUUAUACAUGAAAGAAUUCACACAGGAGAGAAGCCAUAUUCAUGUUCAGAAUGUGGGAAAUGUUUUAAACAUAAAUCAGUUCUUGUUACACAUGAGAGAAGGCACACAGGAAAGAAACCAUAUUCAUGUUCACAGUGUGGGAAGUGCUUUUCAGAUAAAUCAAAUCUUGUUAUACAUGAGAGAUGUCACACAGGAGAGAAGCCGUAUUCAUGUGCAGAAUGUGGGAAAUGUUUCACAGAUAAAUCAACUCUUAUUGUACAUGAAAGAAUUCACACAGGAGAGAAGCCAUAUUCAUGUUCAGAAUGUGGGAAAUGUUUUACACAUAAAUCAGUUCUUGUUACACAUGAGAGAAAACACACAGGAAAGAAACCAUAUUCAUGUUCACAGUGUGGGAAGUGCUUUUCAGAUAAAUCAAAUCUUGUUAUACAUGAGAGAUGUCACACAGGAGAGAAACCAUUUUGACAUAUUUUAUGGACCUCCCCAGUCAUUAUGAAAAAUACAGACAUUCCUCUUACCUGUUCAAGAAAGCUGGUUUUGUUAAUACUUACGCAGCUGUCAUGCUGUUUAUGCCACCCUGAGUGUUGAGUGAAUUGAAGCAUACAUAACAGAAUUUGAUCCGAAGUUUAGGAAAAACUUGAUUAGCCGCGAAGCCAAAUUUCCUUGUGCUUCGUGGAAACAAAUCAAUUUUUCCUAUAAUGGCUGAAAAUAAAAUUAUUCUCACCUCAUCCACUUGAUCACGGAGAGGCUGUCCACUCCGUCUUGAUUGAAGAACACCAGCCAAAGCACAUGCAGUGAGCGUGAAGACAUCACCACAUGAUCAUGCUGGCCGCACCCAGUGACGUCAUUAGUGAUAGCAAAACUGCACGCGGCUAGCAUGAUCACGUCGUGCAGUUCAAUCUAAAUUCUUUCUACCAAUUUUAUUCCUGUGAAUUACAAUAUUUAAUUUGCUGAUUACGCCCAAGUUUUUCUCAAUGAUGGCUCUGUAUCCUAGAUUUCUGUGUUUGUAAAAUUGUUGGAAAAAAUCUAA